Habropoda laboriosa is the source of this 192-nucleotide messenger RNA. RefSeq lists its product as uncharacterized. The record is from RefSeq and is a predicted model, not a curated record. The transcript has a single exon. The coding region runs from base 1 to 192 and encodes 63 amino acids. NCBI's taxonomy places the organism in Eukaryota, Metazoa, Arthropoda, Insecta, Hymenoptera, Apidae.
AUGGCAAGUCAUACAGUAAAUAGCAAAAAUUAUAAUAUGAAACUUAUUGAUACACUUUAUAAUCAGGUUCCUGCCUUUACUGAUGUAUUUGAUGAAGAAACUUGGUAUAUUUUUGUCGCCUGCUUUGUAGCAGGUACAUUUUUAGUUGCAUUUAUUCUCUCAAGAUUCAUUACAUUAAAACCUGUGGAAUAA